AAAAAGUGGUACAAGAGCAGUUCGUAUGUUUGAAGAGGAUGGAGUGGAUUACGGACACUACCGUUUUGGGAACGGCAGCGGAGCAUCCAUAAAUCCACGACUCUAGGGUCUAUCAUGCUCCAUUUCUCGUACGUUGUAAACUCUCUUCCCAAUAGCUGUACAGCUACACCAUUGCCGGAAACUAUUCAAACUAUCUAUCACGCCAUGUCUACCCUCUUCCCAAGAUGGCCUCACAUCCUCUUUGGAAUCUUCGAGCCAAUCUCUCUGCUUCUGGGCUGGGCAGCGCCGCUUGUUGAUCUCGACAGUUUCAUCGCAGGCCAAACGCCCAAAGUCGCGGCUCCUACAUCUCUGCACCCCAGCAGCGUGGCACUUGCCUACCAGCUAGGCAAUGUGUAUCUCCUUCUUCUCCUUGUAGGAGUCGGCGUAUGCUACACCACUUCCGAGCCCAAAGUGUUGCGGAACUACCUCAUUGCCCUGGCCAUUGCGGAUGUCGGACACAUCUACGCGACGUAUGUGGCCAUGAGGUGGGAGGCAUUUGUGGAUGUCUCCUCGUGGAAUGUGCUGACAUGGGGGAAUAUUGGGGCGUCGGGGUUCCUAUUUGUGAACAGGAUCGCCUAUCUGAUGGGAGUUUUUGGCUAUCCUAAAAGAUCUAAGGGUGAGGUCAAGAGGAGCUGAAGUCAUGCAUGGAAUAACAGCCAGCAUAACUGCAUGUGGUAGUCUGUAUAUUAUUUCCAAGCCUACAGUUAGCUUGAUUCUUUUGGAGUACCCUCAGCGCCAUAAUGUACAUAUUUAUACAGUACCUGCAUCGUCUCUGAUGGUCAUUGAAGCCUCCCAGUCUGUCAUUUGUGGUCAAGAUCCUGUCCGUAUUGUAAGUCCGUUACUGGCGUCUACAUGUACAUUCAGAAGAUGGUCUGGAGUCGCAGAAUCUAUGCUGGUAUGCC
Messenger RNA from Monascus purpureus, 941 nucleotides. The record is from the annotation of a GenBank genome assembly. Lineage: Eukaryota; Fungi; Ascomycota; Eurotiomycetes; Eurotiales; Aspergillaceae.